Messenger RNA from Didymodactylos carnosus, 1342 nucleotides. NCBI's taxonomy places the organism in Eukaryota, Metazoa, Rotifera, Eurotatoria, Philodinida, Philodinidae. The record is from the annotation of a GenBank genome assembly.
ACGCCACAAACUACUAUUUCCGCUUGGGAGACAGAACAACCCAGUUACACGUUUGUCGGAUAUAGUACCACCACUGUGACUGUACCAGGCGCUGACACGUCAACCGACGAGAACGCGAGUAUUUCGGUGCCGCAAUCCAGCGUUUCCACUUUGGGGACAGAAUCGCCGACGGACACGUCUGAGGUAGAUAGUAGCACCAGUGUCGCUAUGCCAGGCACUGACACGUCAUCCGAUAUGUUUACCGGUAUUUCAGAAUCUCAUGGUGCAAUUUCCACUUCAGAGACAGAACAAUUGGUGGAGACGUCUGUUGGAGAUAGUAGUACUAGUCUGACCGCAACGCACACUGAGACCAGUUUGCAAGCGACAGAUGCUCUCACGGAUGUCUCGGAAACCCAAAGUAGUACGAGUUUGACAACAACCACGGCGCCUUUCUCGGCUGCGGAUGUGCUACGUACAGGUUGUUUGCUGUUUGAUUAAUGGUAGAUGGUAAUAUGGAAAUACGGUUUUUUUUAGAUUUUAGGAUUGUUCGAGGAUCUUUGUUUAAUGCUUCGGACCGGGUGUACUUAAAAUUGAGGUUGUCUGUGAUUGUUCAAAAUGCGUUUGACUGCUAUAAUGAUACUUUGACUCCAGGUUGCCGUAGGAUUGUGAAUCGUAAAUGGCAGAAGCGGGUUUGCGGUUACGGAGCUGAAGUGGUGGAUCUUUUUUCAUUAAAUGUAAGGUCGGAAGUUAGGUGUUUCCUAUGUUUCGUUGUUCAUUUGCUUUGUUUUAGGUUGAAGGAGGGUUUUCCAGCGUCUUUUAUUUUGUAACCGAUUGUAAUAAAACCGUACCUGGUCCAAGAACUUUAGAUGUUAUAAAUACGUAUCCAAGAGAGAGAAUGAUGAUGUUGCUCGGCGCUGAAGUUAGGGAUGGAGAAAAUGCUUAUCUAUACAUCAGUUCUGCGACAACCACUAUCUCAGCCACAACCAAUACCUCAGCCACAACCAAUACCUCAGUACCUGAAAACGAUAGAAAACUCUGGAUAAUCGGUGCUGUGCUGGGCCCUAUUGCUUUUGCUGCACUAUUCAUCUUAAUAUUUUAUUGUUUAUACGUCAAAUGUCGUUCAAUAAAUACUAACAAUAGCGGCGAAUUUUCAUAUGUCCUCUCAAGCGAACCGCAACCAGCGCGAAAUGACAGGGGAGGAACAAAGUAUUACACUAUACAGGAACAAUCAAUAGAACAACGCAUACCAAGAAGUCAAUUUCAAUCAACAUCAUUGAUCUCACGUCCGUUACAGCCAUCAAGAAUGCAAAUGUAUCAAUACGACUUACCAGUAUUUGAUUAUAAUGAAGAAAUUUUCGUUUGA